CACGUGAUCGCCGGCUGGCGCGCGCCCGGCCGUUCGGUUCCCAGCUGCGUUCUCGGCCGCUUCCCUCUUUUUUCCCAGCCUCCAGGCCUCCACAGCGACGCGGCCGGGGCGGGGGCAGAGUCGGCGCUGAGUUGGAGCUGGAGCCGGAGCUUCAGAGAUCUAGGAGCAUGGAGGCCUGAGCCGGCGGCGAUCGUGUCUUCUCCUCUUUCCACCUCUGCCACCCGCUCGUCCGUGAGCUGGAAGCAGAUCUCCCUGCCGGCUGAGACAGGUUGUCCUGUGGAAAUGAAGGUUUAAGGACAAAUUAUCUACCAGAUCAGAAGAUGGGAUCGAACAGCAGCAGGAUCGGUGAUCUUCCUAAAAAUGAGUACUUGAAAAAGUUGUCAGGCACAGAAUCUGUCUCUGAGAAUGACCCGUUCUGGAAUCAGCUGCUCUCAUUUUCUUUCCCUGCACCGACCAGCAGUGCCGAUUUGAAGCUCUUGGAGGAGGCAACUAUUUCAGUCUGCAGGUCUUUAGUUGAAAACAAUCCUCGAACAGGAAACCUUGGUGCGUUAAUUAAGGUCUUCCUUUCUAGAACCAAAGAACUAAAACUUUCAGCAGAAUGUCAGAAUCACAUCUUCAUUUGGCAGACACACAACGCUUUGUUUAUUAUUUGCUAUCUGCUGAAAGUGUUCAUUUGUGAGAUGUCAGAGGAGGAGUUACUACUUCAUUUUACUUAUGAAGAAAAAUCUCCUGGCAGUUACAAUUCUGACUCAGAAGAUCUUUUGGAAGAAUUAGUCUGCUGUUUGAUGCAGUUAAUCACUGAUAUUCCGCUCCUAGACAUUACAUAUGAAAUAUCAGUAGAAGCUAUAUCAACAAUGGUUGCUUUCCUUUCCUGCCAGCUCUUCCAUAAGGAAGUUUUGCGACAGAGCAUCAGUCACAAGUAUUUGAUGCAAGGUCGAUGUCUUCCAUACACCAGCAAACUUGUGAAAACCUUAUUGUAUAACUUCAUCAGACAAGAAAAGCCGCCGCCUCCAGGAGCUCACGCGCUCCCUCAGCAGUCGGAGGGCGGGGGACUGCUCUACGGGCUCGCGUCAGGAGUCGCAACUGGACUCUGGACCGUCUUCACCCUGGGCGGUGUGGGCAGCAAGGCGGCGGCCGCUCCUGCGCUUUCUUCCCCUCUCGCCAACCAGAGCCUCCUGCUUCUGCUGGUGCUGGCCAACCUGACAGACGCCGCAGACGCGCCGAACCCCUACAGACAGGCCAUUAUGUCCUUUAAGAAUACACAAGAUAACAGUCCUUUCCCCUCAUCAAUUCCACAUGCUUUCCAGAUUAAUUUUAACAGUUUGUACACAGCUCUAUGUGAACAGCAGACAUCUGACCAAGCAACUCUCCUCUUGUAUACAUUGCUCCAUCAGAAUAGUAAUAUUAGAACGUACAUGUUGGCUCGCACGGAUAUGGAAAAUCUUGUCUUGCCAAUUCUUGAGAUUCUGUAUCAUGUUGAAGAAAGAAAUUCACACCAUGUGUAUAUGGCACUUAUAAUAUUGUUGAUCCUUACAGAAGAUGACGGCUUCAAUAGAUCCAUUCACGAAGUGAUAUUAAAAAAUAUUACUUGGUAUUCAGAACGAGUUUUAACAGAAAUUUCAUUGGGGAGUCUCCUGAUACUGGUGGUAAUAAGAACCAUUCAAUACAACAUGACAAGGACAAGAGACAAGUACCUUCACACAAACUGUUUGGCAGCCUUAGCAAACAUGUCGGCACAGUUUCGCUCCCUCCAUCAGUACGCUGCCCAGAGGAUCAUCAGUUAUACCUGCCGCCACUUGCGGAGAUAUGUUUAUGUGUUGGACAAACUCUAUUUCCCCCACUCUCACUGUUCUACGCUCCAGCAUUGCUUCUCGAGCCUCAGUGACAAUGGAGAGGAACUCUUAUCUUUAACUUGCUCUCACAUUCUCAGAUCCUAUGCUUCCAGUUUAUUUUCCUUGCUGUCUAAAAAACACAACAAAGUUCUGGAACAAGCCACACAGUCCUUGAGAGGUUCGCUAAGUUCCAAUGAUCUUCCUCUACCAGAUUAUGCACAAGACCUAAAUGUCAUCGAAGAAGUUAUUCGAAUGAUGUUAGAGAUCAUCAAUUCCUGCCUGACGAAUUCUCUCCACCACAAUCCAAACUUGGUGUAUGCUCUGCUUUACAAACGAGAUCUCUUUGAACAAUUUCGAACUCAUCCUUCAUUUCAGGAUAUAAUGCAAAAUAUUGAUCUGGUGAUCACCUUCUUUAGCUCCAGGUUGCUACAGGCUGGAGCUGAGCUGUCAGUGGAACGGGUGCUGGAAAUUAUCAAGCAAGGAGUGGUGGCACUGCCCAAAGACAGGCUGAAGAAAUUUCCAGAACUGAAAUUCAAAUAUGUGGAAGAGGAGCAGCCCGAGGAGUUUUUUAUCCCGUACGUCUGGUCCCUGGUCUACAACUCCGCCGUGGGCCUGUACUGGAACCCCCAGGAUAUCCAGUUGUUCGCGAUGGACUCCGACUGAGGGCGGCCGCCGUCAUCGCCCCCGCUGACCCCAGCCGAGCGGCCCUCCUCGCUACUUUGUUUCCGGGGAACAGACCCCGGCGGGUGGACCUCCUGGUGCACCUUCUGUGAGAGGAUCACACCGGCGUGUUUCCUUUGCACACUUGGCUAUGGAGAAUCGGGGCCGGUCGGCAGUAGAUCACUCAGCUUAGGUUGUAGGGCAAGCGGGGGGAAGGGGAAUACACAGUAAUAAAUAUUAAAACCUGCCGUC
Molecule: messenger RNA, 2744 nt
Organism: Pteronotus mesoamericanus
Lineage: Eukaryota; Metazoa; Chordata; Mammalia; Chiroptera; Mormoopidae
Gene: DYM
Product: dymeclin
Exons: 18
Coding region: 321-2495 (724 amino acids)
Biological process (GO): Golgi organization
Cellular component (GO): Golgi apparatus
Source: RefSeq, a predicted model, not a curated record